Messenger RNA from Hordeum vulgare subsp. vulgare (domesticated barley), 894 nucleotides. Its product is annotated as acidic endochitinase-like. The record is from RefSeq and is a predicted model, not a curated record. Gene Ontology annotation, cellular component: extracellular region. Lineage: Eukaryota; Viridiplantae; Streptophyta; Magnoliopsida; Poales; Poaceae. Gene Ontology annotation, biological process: carbohydrate metabolic process. The transcript has a single exon. Bases 1 to 894 code for a protein of 297 amino acids. Gene Ontology annotation, molecular function: chitinase activity.
AUGGCAGGCCGAGCUCUGACCCCCUUCCAGCUCACUGCAACCCUCCUCGUGGCGCUUCUGGCGACGUGCCAUGCCGGCAGCAUCGCCGUGUACUGGGGCCAGAAUGACGGUGAGGCGUCGCUGGCCGAGACGUGCGCGUCCGGAAACUACGAGUUCGUCAUCCUCGCUUUCCUCCCCAAGUUCGGCAAGGGCCAGACGCCACAGCUGGACCUCGGCAGCCACUGCGACGCCUCGUCAGGCGGCUGCAAAAGCCAGAGCAAGGACAUCCACUCGUGCCAGCGCGGCGGUGUGAAGGUCCUGCUCUCCAUCGGCGGCGGAGAUGGCAGCUACGGGCUCUCAUCACCCGGCGAUGCACGACAGGUUGCCAUGUACCUAUGGAACAACUAUCUGGGCGGCACGUCGUCGUUCCGCCCGCUCGGCGAUGCCGUACUCGACGGCAUCGACUUCGACAUCGAGCUCGGCGGUGCCAAGUUCUGGAACGAUCUCGCCACGGACCUGAACAAGUUUGGAAAGACGAACGGAGGCAAGGCCGUGCUGCUGAGCGCGGCACCGCAGUGCCCGUUCCCGGACGAAUGGGACGGCAACGCGAUCAACACGGGGCUGUUCGACUUCGUUUGGGUACAGUUCUACAACAACCCAGAGUGUCAGUUCAGCCGGCAUGGAGCGUUCAUGGACGCAUGGAAAAGAUGGGAGUCGGUGCCGGCAGGGAAGAUCUUCCUAGGACUACCGGCCUCCAAGGACGCCGCGGGCACCGGGUUCGUGCCUGCCGCCGAGCUCACGUCGCGCGUGCUUCCGCUCAUCAAGGGAUCACCCAAGUACGGCGGCGUCAUGCUGUGGUCAAAGUUCUACGACGAUCGCACUGGAUAUAGCUCUGCCAUCAAGAGCCAUGUGUGA